AUGCCCCGCGCUAACCACGCCGCGUUUUGGCGAAGUGAUCCUACAAACAUUGUAUACAUUUGCUGGAAAAAGGCCUUGUCAUUCUUCCUCCAAAUCAAGACAAAAAGCCGUCCCUUUGUCCCACAGCAGUCCGUCCUCCUCGCUAUGUCCGUCCGAGCGGUGGUCUACGCAUACCGCAAACCCGGUCUUUCACCGGAUGAAUUCAAAAGGCAUUACGAAGCUCAUGUAGAGCUCAUAAAAGAGAUAUCAGGGCCUGAUUUCCCGCUGUCCCACAGACGCAGCUACAUCGCCCGCAGCGCCGUCGACACCUCCCCGGAGGGCGCCUCUACCCGCAAUGCCACCACGCCCGCUGCGGUCCUUGUUGGCCAGCAGUCCGACUUCGACUUUGACGUGUACGCUGAGCUGACAUUUUCCGAUGAAGCAGAGCUCAACGCAUUCAGUGCCAAGGUGUAUGCGCCGGAGGCAGCUGCCCGGAUUGCUGCGGAUGAGGAGAAGUUCCUCGAUAAGUCUAAGUUGGUUAUUGCAAAGUUGGGGGAUGUGACUGAGACUACUAGAUAG
This is a messenger RNA of Penicillium chermesinum, 558 nucleotides long. RefSeq names its product EthD domain-containing protein. The record is from RefSeq and is a predicted model, not a curated record. Lineage: Eukaryota; Fungi; Ascomycota; Eurotiomycetes; Eurotiales; Aspergillaceae. Gene Ontology annotation, molecular function: oxidoreductase activity. The coding region runs from base 1 to 558 and encodes 185 amino acids. The transcript has a single exon.